GCCAUUCUGCUCCAGGAAGCUGCAGAAAGAACACCCUACACACACGUCUCAAAGGCUCUGGUGUUGAUGAGAAACUUUUUGACGUACAUUUUUUCAGUGUGAAAUGGAUUUUCCAGGCAAUCCACAUUACCUAUUGUCCCCAGGUGUAUGAACCAGUCCUUUGCAAGAUGUAUGGAAUAUCACAUGUUACAUCAACACCACGAGGAAGUAAAUUUGUGCACAUUUGUCUGGGCUUUUGAUGAAAACACUUUGGUGUGGAAGGAUCGUGGGUGGCUGACAAAACUUGGGGUUCAACAGCGUUUGAUGGAGAACACAGACACAGCCUCUCAGAACGUAUUUUUCAAAGUUAUGCUUGCACCUUUCUUGAUGAUGGCACUGCCUACAGAAGACAGCUUUCUCUCUGAUGAAGAUGGCAACAUAACACUGUCACCAUCCCAGACAAGCGUUACCUAUAAAGAGAACUUAGUUCGGAUAUUCCGUCGAAGGAAGAAAAUACAACAGUCUCUUGCCAGCUUGUUCAGUCUCAGUGCCUCCAGCCAGUGGCCCAGCAGCACCAUUCUCAACACUGUGGAUUCCUCCCACAUAGACAAUCCUUGGCCUGACAAAUGCAGUGAACUAGAGGCCAGUCAGACUGAUACUGGCAAUUCAGACUUUUCUUGUGAAUAUGACAUGUUAGGGCCACAAGGGCAAAUUCCAGCAUCUAUUGGAGCCUCUCUUACCAAAGAUGAGGAGUUUAUUGAGCCUGCAAAAUCACUUUGUGCCUCACCAUCCUGCUCUCCAUUUAUGAUAAGUGGAAAUGAAGAUACACUGAACAAGGCAGAAUCCAAUACAGUGCCAAAUUUUCUGGCUCAGAUCGCUGCUCUGAUGGUGUGUUUAAUCAUUUCAGUAUGUACAAGGUAUUUUCUGGGAGGAUUGUCUGCCAUUUUGUUGUUGAUAAUUUUAGUCUUUCUUUUGUCCCAAGAUGCUGCUCUGUCAUCUUUCUUCAGUCUUGUCACAUCUUUCAAAACAACUAAGUUUGACUGAUUUAUAUCAGAGAUUUGGACAGAGCUAUAGCUUCUAGAUCCUUCUGGAGAAAAAGACUUGCAGAGUCAUAGGUCUGAAUUGCAUCUUCAGAACAGCUCAUGAAUAUAUCUCCUUGUUGCAAAAGUGUACGCACAUGCAGGAUUGAUGAAUUAUUAUUACUCCACUUUCUAUGCAGAGGAAAGUUCUUCUGAGUAUGUCAAAAAUGCUGCUAAGACUGAAACUUUUGGGCUUAUCUGAAUGCGUAGUGAAAGUCAAGCUUAAAAGGACAUUGUAGUACACUGUUCAGGAGUUCAGGAGUUCAGUGUAUGCCAAGGGCAACAGGACAAAUCUGGCAUAUCUCCUGCAUUUAAAUUGAAUAUAUGGGAAGUUUGAAGCAACAAGGCAAAACAUGGAGAACACUUCGGUUGAUUUUGAUCAAGGGUUGAUCAAAAACACAUCUCAAAUAGUCAAGUACAGUAUGUUACCCUUUGUCACUAUGUCAGUAUUGAAAAUGAAAUCAGGGCCACCCAUGCUCCAAUGUACAGCUUUCUGAUUUUCUGAAUAUUUUAGCCCAGAGUCAUAAACAAAGCUGUUCUUCAUGAGAAGGAGAAAAUACAGACUGAGAGCUUUUCAGUCUCUGGGGUACAGAGAAUACCUCUUUUACAUAAUGUGAGAAAAGUUAUCCUCUCAAACAAGCAAUCCAAAAGCAUGACAAUAUUUGGCAAAUUAGAACCUACAUGAUAUACUAUAACAAACUGUUGUGUAGAUCAGAAUGUACAAAAAUGUGGUAUUUUUUUUCCCCUUCACAGGAAUAAUUGAAAAGAAAGAAUAGUUGGUGAGUACAUGUUUAAGUUUAGAAAGUCACACAUUUUGGGAACAGCCCUGUUACGAAACAGGGUUCAAACAAGCCAUGAAAGUUCCUCAACUUUUCAUUAAAAACAGCUGUAGGGUCCUUGCCCAUGUUUACUGUGAAUUAUUCCACUUUGCUGUCUAAAACUCCUCUUUGAUUUUAUUCAGAUAUUUUUUUAAAUUAUCUGUUAACUGUUGUUAAGCUGUUAAAAACCACUGUCCUUUACCCAGAAAAACUGUCCUUUCGGUAAUGGGCAAAGUACUCCUUUUCCAAGCUGAUUCUGAACAGUAGGGCCAGGUACUCUACUGCUCUAGUUUGGUACCAGUCCAGUGAAUGAGUGAACCAACAUAACUAUGUAUCAGUACCUAAAAUACCUAAGAAGCACUUCUUCUUUCAGUCAAACCUUAUCCUUAAAUAAGUAUAAGGAUAUACUUGUCCUUAGAUCCCAGGUCUAGUGCCUGAUUGUGUGGUUGGCGGCCCUGCACACAGCAGGAGAGUUGGAACUAGAUGAUAUUUGAGGUCCCUUCCAACCCAAGCCAUUCUGUGAUUCUAUCUAAUAAUUGGUCUCCAGCUGCUGUUUAUCAAGCAUCUCUAAGUCUCUGUGUAGCUCAGUGCCCUUAGAACAAAAGCACUGAUUUCUGUCUUCUGGGAUGUCACUAUCCCAGUCCUGCUUCCCUUUUUUCUUAGCUCUCUUUGAGCUGAAAAGACAAAAAUGAAAAGAAGGAACUAAGUGGUGCUGUACCCAUGUUUGUGUUCCUCACAGUGUGGAUAAAACAGCCUUGUUCAUCAGUUCCUGGAUGAGUCCAUUCAGCUCCUGAGACCUAAAGGCAGCUGCACAGCUGAAGAUGCAACCUGGAAAACCUUUGAGAAAGUACUCAGAAAGAGGAGGCUCAUUCUGAGAACAAAGGUUUUCAGAACUUUAUGCAGGCACUUGAUCACUCUGCACAGUAUGAAAGCCUAUGAUGAAAAAUACAACCUACUAAUCCACAGCCAAGCAGUGGACAGUAGAUAUGGCACUUCUCACAGUCAGUGGGACUGUUUAUACAAAAGCUACAUCACCAUAGCUUCAAAGCUGAUUUUUAUUUUGAAGGCCAGAAUCAAUAUUACCCAAAGCAGGCACUGUAGGAUGGAGUGGUGCUGCUUCCAGGUUUUCAAAACAAGCUUUCCUCUUACCUUGUACAGAAACUUAAAGGCAGAGUAGUUACUUCUGUGCUUUCUGUUAUCAGCUCACUGACCAUUUUCAUUUUUUUUGCCUCCUCAAACUUAUUUUCCUCAGCUCUUUAGAACCAGACUACUAGAAACUUCCUUAUGUACACCAAUACACAAGUUCCUAUGGAAAAAAAUAACAAUUGUUUGUGUUCUUCCUUUAAAAUACAAAUUAUUUUAGCUUUAUUUUUAUUCUGUUUUUAUUCUAUGUGAUGUCACAUUUCUUGGUGAUCAUCUGCAAGCAGUCAUGGAAAACCAGAGACCUCUAAACUCUUAUGUCAGUGAGGUACUAUGUAAAGAUGGAGUUCUGUAAGCACUUUGAUAGUGAAUUGAUUGUAAAACUGUUUAGUGAUCCUCGUUAAUUUUGCAUUUGUUAAGCAGCUGAUGUCUUCAAAUGCUUCAUAAAUAUUAAUUUAUUAUAAUGAUAUACUUAAAGACAAUUGCUUUGGAUAGAGACUUAGUACCUGUGGUAACAUAUUUCAGAAGCAUUGUUGUACUGUGUGCACAUUUCUUUUUGGCCAUCAUACCAUUAUCCUGAGCACCAUAAAAAGUGGGAAAAGGAAGUAGGAAACAUAAGAAAACAUAAACAUUAAUGGGUGUCAAAUUAGUGCCUAAAUAUUAGAAGGAAGGGACUCUUCAGAAAACUAGCAAUCAGAAUGUGGAAAAGCAAUGAUGACAUUCAUUCAAUAUUGAAAUUCUACCUGGAUUUAGAUAGACAAAAAAAUAAUACAAAACCUGCAGCUAUUAACUGUGCUUUGGAAACACUGAGCCUUAUUUUUCAAGUUGGAUCUUUGUCACCACAGAGACUAAAUCAUACACAGAUCCUGUGGGCAACCAAAACUGCUAUCUUGUGACUCCAAGCAUUUAAUAAUCUGCUUCUUCAAAUAUCUCCCUAUAUGCCAGUUUAGCUAGGACAGAAUGGGUUUCAUUUUCCCAUGCAACAGAACGAUGAUAUGUGAGCGUGCAGUUGCCCACCAGAUCAUUCUAUAAGUAGUGCUGCUUCUCAUCUGCUUGUCCUCUGCUGUGCUAGAAGUGAUGUUAACACAGCCCCAGCUGGUACAUCAGAUGUGAAAUAGUGGCUGUGGGAGUAGUAUUGCUGAUAUAGUACAAUCAGGUUGGCAGGCACAGUGACUGGGAUUUCAAAACAGUAGCAGAAAAACAUACAGUAAGGGUGCUGGUGGGGUAAUCAACAAAACUAAAACACCACUGUCUGUCCAACUUUGCCUAAGCCAAGAUCAAGCACACUAUCGCUGUAUUUCUAGCACUGAAACUCCAAAGAAGUGUGGCAGUGAAGAAAAGUGUACAUCCAGUAAUUUAAUACGUACAUUUCUCUUUUGAAUGGUAAAUAAAAAUAUGCUGGUUAUAUUUUGAAGUGAAGCAUAAAGAGCUCAAGCAGGGAAAUUUCACCUAAGUUAGAAUUUUUGGACAGUAAUUUACAUUUGCUCAGUGCAUUACAUUGAUCUUUUGUGAAUGGAGACUGACUGAAGAAAGACCCAGUUUUAUAGUUGCAAUAAAAGGUAAACAUUUUUUUCCCUUAAGACUUAUACAUUGUGUAGGUAGCUAGUAUAGUAUUAAAAUACUUAUUCUCAUAUUUACUUGUACUUAGUGCACAUAAGUACUUUAGUCCAUUUUAUUUUCUUUAUUUUCUUUAACCACAGAGACAAUUGAGGGUAUCACUGUGUAAUAUUUAUAAAUAUUUUUUGUUAGCUAUUUCAUUUCUAGAUAUAUCAGGUCCUUUACUAAGUACAUUUAAAAAGAAAGGAUCAAAAGAUCUUCUGUGAUUAAAUAACUUCCUGAAUGAAUAAACUGGAAAAAUAACAUCCUGUACUGCUAGAAAAGUCUAUGACUGCAACUACCCUUGUAGUCACAGAAGUGAUAUGCUGAAAAGCAGGAAAGCUUAAGCUCACUGUAAAUUAGUGGAGAUACAAGAGCAAGUGAAGAAGAAGCCAAUGUAGCUUGCCAAAAAUUUGGUAUAGCAUGAACCGCUAUAAUCUGUCUGUGAAAAAAUAUAAGCUGUAAACUACAAGUGUUCUGAUCAGGAGAGGGGGAAGUUCUGGAACAGUUUUGCAGUUGGAGUUGAAGGACUAAAAAUAAGAUGUGUGGGAUCUGCUAAGAGAUGCCCUCUGCUACAUUCAUCAAUGUUGAAUUAACAAAGUUUUGUUCAGUUAUCAGACUGCUUGUGUUUCGACUGUUCCCUUUCAUAUAUUCCAAUGGACAGAAAAGUAAUACAGGAAAGCAGUUCCCUGGAAAGAAGUACAGUAUGUUCAAUGCUAUCAAAAGAUAAACUGAAUCUGAAAUUUAUCUGAUGUAAAACUGAAGAAAACACUUUCUAGCCUAAAUGUUUAAACCCAGGCUGUCAGAGAUAAUUAGUAUGUGCAACUUCUGCUAACUAGAGAAUCAAGCCUAGGAUAAUUCUGAACAGUAAUUCUAGUAAAGUUGAAUCGUUUUUAAUCUGGUGAUUAACAGAUGCAUCUACAAACAGAGAGGACUACUACAAUUUUAUUGUUGUCCUCAGUGAUUAUAUCCUUAUUCAGUUUUAAUAUAGCACCUUAUUAAGAAAAAAAAAAUCAGAGUAGAAACUCAAGAUUGAGAUUUAUAACUCCUUAUACAUCAUGUCAUACCCUUCCUUACAAUUAUUUUUUUAUCACAGUGCCUUGUCUUUUAUUUCUUGCUGUGUUCAGCUGAAUUCCAAGGGCAUCCUUGAGUAUAUAUCACACAGUGCUUAAUAGUGAGAAUGUUGGUGUUGAAGAGAACAGCAGCAAGCAGAAUGAUGAUAGCUUAUAACAUUGCUAGUGUGUGACCAAGUCUGUUUAGUAUUUGUCCUGAAAGUAAUGCGUACAGAAGUCAAACCAUAUGGACUAAGAUUAACAUCUUGACUUAAGUGGUAUUAAAUGAUGCAGAAAAUAGUCACGGUCAUUCAGCCCAUUUCUGCAGAAUAUGUUCCUUGGUGUAUUUUUCUUUUUGUGAAUUUUAGCUGCAGCAUUUUGUAAACACUGUUGUGUAUUUUAAUAUAUACCGUGCAAAACUGUCAUUUCAUUUUACAUUAUUGCUUUUGUACAUUCAUCAUGCUGCCUCUUGCUUGUCCUCCUAUCAUUUACAUGGCUGUAAAGUUGUUCUUUUUCUCAUAUUUUUCCUGUAUUUGUCAUCAAUAAUGCAGGCGAUUAAUGGGGAUUGCGUAUAUUCCAAUUAAUUUCUUAUUUGUUAUUAAUUUCUGACCUGUCGUGUAGGCUAUGUGCUCUUUGGAUGGGAUUUAUUGGUACUCUGGUGUGAAGAUGAAAACCUAAUUUUGUUAGUUACUAUGUAACUGUUAGCAACAUAGCAUGUAAUGAUAAUUACAGUAACAACAACAAAAAAAAAACCCUAAAAUAAUUAAAUAGGAAAGAAAGAAAAAGACAUAGUUCCAGAGUCUGAAUGGGUAUCAGUCAGCUGAUUUUCAUCUCAGCCUCUGAUCUGCAGCAUUUUAAUAUUUAAGAUUUGUCUAUGGAAAUCAGUUUGCUACAGCUACAGCACUUUACGUGAGUAUAUUCUGCACAUAUUCAGGAUACUUCUGAUGCACUGCAAUGAUGAUGCUAUAAAGCUAAUUUUUUUCUGAUGUGGAAUGAUUAUUUUAUAUUGCAUUGCUUUACGCAUGUAACAAAUAAAUUUGUAAUGUAUUAAAGCAGUAAAGUGAAUUUAUUCAGGAAA
Gallus gallus (chicken) is the source of this 6742-nucleotide messenger RNA. RefSeq names its product transmembrane protein 71 (gene TMEM71). The record is from RefSeq and is a predicted model, not a curated record. Bases 148 to 1023 code for a protein of 291 amino acids. The transcript has 11 exons. Lineage: Eukaryota; Metazoa; Chordata; Aves; Galliformes; Phasianidae.